Phlebotomus papatasi is the source of this 8963-nucleotide messenger RNA. RefSeq names its product putative protein kinase C delta type homolog (gene Pkcdelta). Bases 796 to 5187 code for a protein of 1463 amino acids. Gene Ontology annotation, molecular function: ATP binding; diacylglycerol-dependent serine/threonine kinase activity. The transcript has 9 exons. Gene Ontology annotation, biological process: peptidyl-serine phosphorylation; intracellular signal transduction. NCBI's taxonomy places the organism in Eukaryota, Metazoa, Arthropoda, Insecta, Diptera, Psychodidae. The record is from RefSeq and is a predicted model, not a curated record.
CACUCAAGACUUUUCACGAGCAUUUUCCUCCUUUUCAAUUUCCUACUGGUCUCAGUCUGUGAAAAUUCGCGAAAAGUGGUGGUUCAUAUUUUUGAAGCCCAAAACGUUUCGGAUUUUUUGAGAAGGAGGAUCUUCUUCGAUCUUCGAGAAAAUCUCUUCACGCGCUAAUUCACUUUUGAAAUAUUUUCUACGCAUGUCAUAAUUCCACCAUUACCUGCAAGUGAGAUCAAAGGAAGAUCAUUGAAAAAUUCUCACAAAUUGAAAGUGAUCAGAAUAUUCGGUUUCUGCUAAAAAAAAAGUGUUUUAGAAUUUAAACAAUAAAUAGGAAGAAAGUCAAUAUAAUCGGAUCAGCUGUUGCAAUAAUUCAUCAUCAUUAUUUCAUAUGGACCAUAAUGUUCUAAAUUUGUUCUUAAAUUUUUCGACUUAAAAUAUAUAAAUUUUGAUCGGGUGCCAAUAAGUUGUAAUCUGUAAGCGUCAAUUGGAUGUAUUUUGAGAGAAAGAGAAUUAAGUGAAAAAGAAGGAAAAAAAAGUAGGAAUAAAAAGGAGGAAAAGUUGGGAAAAGUUAUUUUGUGAAAAUAAAAUUUACAGAGAAGAAAACUCAUCAUUUCUGUGAUUAUCUUUAUCUCACGAAAACCAAGUUCAUCGGUUGUGUCGUUGCCACAGAAUUUUUGUGUGAAAACUGUUUUUCUGUGUGGUGUGUGACGCUCGAGGAAAAGUCUCUUGGGUGGACCUUGAACUAUACCAUCAUGAAGUGAUUCAUUGCAUAAGUGAAAGAGUUGAUACACAGUAACACAAAUGCCAUACUAUUCGGAUUUAUCGUAUUACUACGGAGCAGGACCACCGUUGAUCAAUCCCUAUAUCAAUCCACCGCCAUAUGCUUCAUUUGCUGGAUAUACCAGGGCUCUCACGGGUAGCUAUGGGAGCCCUGUUCUACCCCCUAGUCGAACGACCUACGCUUCUAGUCAUCGAUACACCCCAAUGCUGUCAACAAUCUCCGAAACUCCGUAUGCUUCAGCAAGGCGUACUACUGGCCUAUCAUCCCUCACCCGGAUCAAUUCACCGAAACUGUCUAUGCACAUCUCACCCAAGUACAUCGCUCCUCGUCCGAUCCCUAUCAACACGGCAGAUAUCGAUGUCUCAGCUUCGCGGUACAAAAGGGAAUCAGCAAGGAAGAACAGAGUUUACGGCGACUCAUCAACAACGUCCCGUAUCCCCGAAGAGAAGGACCCCGAAGAAAAGGACCCCGAAGAACAACCCCAAGAUACAGAAGAUCCAACAGUCUUUAUGCCACGAUGUGAUCAAGAUGAUGAUCCCGAUAUGAGGAAGCCAAUUAAGAGAGACAGAACAGUUGUGCGGAUAUCAACGAUGCGUGCCAAAAGUGGGCGAAAAUCACCAAAAAUCGUCAAAGAGGAACCCAAAAAACCCACUGUGAAGCCCCUUGAAAUACCUCCUGCACCACCCACGGACGGUCAACCGACCAAGAAGACUUGGCGUGACAAUUUUGGCGAUGAACUCUCCCCGAAGCCAAAGGAGGCCCCUAAGAAAUCCCCCGGGGAGAGGCUUCUCGAACGCCAUUUGAUCAAGCACGAUCGUCAGGAUAGAUCACCACCGAGUAUCCCUGAUGCACAAGUGCCUGACUACUUCACAUUCGACUGCAUCCCCAAUCAAGGGGUGCGACUCGAGGAGAGACGUCCCAGUUUUCACGAUAUUUGCCAGGAUAUCUCAUCCGACAAACUGGAAUCGGUUGAUGAUCUGAAUGCUGGCGAACUACGUCGUAAGGCUUCCUUGAUACGUGAACAAGAAGAAGUCAUCUCAGCUGUUGCACAAGCUGUAAACAAGGUGACAAAGUCCGCUUCUGGAACGCUCCAUUGUAUCCUCGAGAGGCAUUUAGAUGACACAGAAUCCUCUGUGAAGAAGCACAAGAGUAAGAAGAAGAUCACACAUAAGAUCACCUGUUCAGUGGGUAUUGACGAACCGAUCCUGAGUAUUGUCAAACCGAUUGUUGUGGAUGAGGCUGAAGCGGAAAAUUCAACACCGAUCAAGGUGAAGAAGAAACUAAAUGCUGUUGUUGAGCAUAUUGAUGAGCAUGUGGUGAAGUUGCCAAAGAAGAAGAUCAAGAAGCCUCAAGAGAAGAAGAUGGAAAAGGAUGUUGAGGACAUUUGGAGUGGUAUGCGUGAAACGGUGUACUACAACAAGAGGAAGCAGGAGAUAAAAGCCCGCCAAAUUGAAAUGCUAAGGGCAUUCCAUGAGGAAGCUGAAGAGAGUCAAUCAGCUGAAAUAAUUCCCCAGGAGACUCCUCAACACGUCACAAUGGAGAGGAGAUCAGUUGUUAUCGAGGAUGACGAAGAAAGUGCAUCUAUUUUAGCACCUGUUGCUGCAUUGUGUGACCGAAGUGAAAAUUCGGUGAAGGUUUCUAAACCAAGUCAAAGUAAAUCCACAAUAACUGACGCAAAAGUACAGUCAUCGGCCAACAAUGGGGCCGAUGUGAAAACAACGGGGUGGGAAAAUAUUGAUGGUAGUAGAGUUAAAUCUUGUGAUCCUACUUCACAAUUGGUUGGUGCGUCAAGUGGUGAAAAAACAUUGUUUUCGAAAAAUCGUGAUAGUGGUCAAAGAUUUUCUACAUCUGUGGAUAAUGUGAAUGUGGUAAAAAUACCACAGGAAAAAGAAUGUGAAAAAUUACCGAUGCGGGCAUCACUAAAAAUAUCCAAUGGGCCAGAAGCCAAGUCACCUGAAGCACCAAAACCAUCUCACGAUCGCACCAAGAUCACUGAUACCACGGAAAAAGACUCCACGAUGGAUGGCAAAGCCAAAGGAGACAGGAGUCCUGGGCUGAAGAAAUUUGGCGCCAAAACAGCCGCCGCUAAAAAAUCACCGAGCAAAAAUACCGCGGCGGCUGGUGGUACACCAACCAAUGAGGAAAUUCCACAGGCAACAUCAAAUACUACCAGUAUGUCGCCUACCAGAGAGGCCAAUACCUCAGAAAGUGUGACGCCACCAGUGGUGAGGGAGGCUCACAGAACUUCAAUGGCAAAUGAAGCGAUCAGUAACGAAAUCAAUUUGAAUGAUCACGAAGAGAUCACCACAUGCAAUAGCAGCAUCAGAGACAAGGAGGUGAAUAUUUUUAAAUCACAUUCUGGCAAGAUCUCAAAGUUCCCAACAUUCACCAAUUUAAAUGAAUUAUCACUCGACUGCGAUCAGUCGGAGAAAUCGAUGGCGAUUGAAGUUGAUGGUGCUAGAAAUUAUCUGGGAACCAGUAAACCACUCGAAGUCCCAUCAACUAGUGCCCUGAGUGAAAAAUCAAGUGAUACAGUACCAAAAAGUGAUGAUAAAAGUGAUAAACCCAAAGUAGAAAUGCCACCAGAAUCACCACAAGUGAAUGGCAGUGAGAAACCACCCGUGAAGGUGGUGAAGAAGAAGAUAAUAAUAGUGAAGAAGGUGAUUAAGAAGAGUCCCAAUAAGGACAAAAGUGAACCAUUGGAUAAGAAAACUGGUGAGCAAAUAGAUCAUGAAGAAAAUUCAACUGAAUCACAACCAAUCGAAUCCAUAUCAUCAUCAAAUUCAACUUCAGAAGACAAGAAGGAGGCAGAAGAAGCCAAUGCAGAAGAUGCCAAGAAGGAUAAGAAGAGUCCCAAGGGUCAUAGGAAGAAGACCCAUGAGAAGAAGGGUGGCUUCAAUCCACAAAAAUGCAUGAAAUUCAGUCCGGAUCACAAGAAAAAGUGCUUUACAGUGGAUGAAAAGGCCACAAGAGUCCUCUAUGCCACACCAAGACCACUUCAGAAAAAGAAGAAACACAUUGAGUACUACUCCAGUGAUGAGUCCGAUAUGUCGGAUGACAGUGAUAGUGAUGCUAGCUCGCAUACAACUAGUUCAGAUGAUGAGUUCUUCGAUUGUCCAUCACCACCAGAUCACAAACUCAAUCUCUAUGCCAGCAAAGACGUUAGAAUGAGUACCUGUAGCAAUGAUUCGGGCUUCGAAGGUGGAACAGCACCAUCCAGUCCAAAACAAAUGCUUGGAGCUCACGAGGCACGAGAUUCACCCAGCACGCCACCAAGUCACAAUCCAGCAUUUAAAAUUGAUUCAACUCAUGAUUCCGAUGACUUAGAAACAUCCUAUACGUAUGCACAGUUUCAACGUUCUGGACGAAUAACAGCUCCAGCCACAUCAAUUCCACGCUUCCGGAAGUACGCCGUGGAAGACUUUCACUUUUUGGCUGUGUUGGGCAAAGGAAGCUUCGGGAAGGUACUUUUGGCCGAACUGAGAAAUUCAGAAUUUUACUACGCAGUAAAAUGCCUGAAGAAGGAUGUAGUUCUGGAAGAUGAUGAUGUGGAAUGUACCUUAAUUGAGAGGAAAGUUCUCGCCUUGGGCACCAAACAUCCCUACUUAUGUCAUCUUUUCUGUACAUUUCAAACCGAGAGUCACUUAUUCUUCGUGAUGGAGUACCUGAAUGGAGGUGAUCUUAUGUUUCACAUCCAACAGAGCGGAAGAUUCCCUGAAGUCAGAGGGAGAUUCUAUGCGGCAGAAAUUAUUUCAGGACUGAAGUUUCUGCACAAGAAAGGCAUCAUCUACAGAGAUUUGAAGCUGGACAAUGUACUCCUGGAUUUCGAUGGACAUGUCCGAAUUGCAGAUUUUGGUAUGUGCAAAUUGCAGAUUUAUCUAGAUCGAACGGCUGAUAGCUUCUGCGGAACUCCAGAUUACAUGGCACCUGAAAUUAUAAAGGGUCAAAAAUACAAUCAAGCUGUUGAUUGGUGGUCUUUUGGCGUUCUCCUGUACGAAAUGCUGAUCGGUCAAUCACCAUUCAGUGGUUGCGAUGAAGAUGAACUCUUCUGGUCAAUUUGCAAUGAAGUUCCAUGGAUUCCUGGUUAUAUAUCCAAAGAAGCUCACAACAUUCUCAAAGCUCUCUUAGAGAAAGAUGCCAGCAUCAGAUUAGGAUCAAAUUUCUGUCCCUUGGGUGAUAUAAUGGAUCAUCAAUUCUUCUUCCAUAUCAACUGGGAUAAAUUGGAAAAACGCGAAUUGGAACCACCAUUUAAGCCUCAAGUGCGGCAUCCACUGGAUACUCAAUAUUUCGAUAAGACUUUCACCAAGGAACGCGUGAGGCUGACACCGAUUGACAAAGAGAUUCUCCAGUCAAUGGCCCAAGAGCAAUUCCAGGGAUUCUCUUACACUAAUCCAAAUGCAACACUCAAUUAGUCAUUUAGCAAGCUAUCCAAAUAUUUUAUCACAUAAAAAUCUAUGUGCAAAAAAAAUACAGAAAGAAAAAAUAAUUUUGUGAUCAGUAAUUUUAGAUUUUUGAACCAACAAACCAACACUGGAAUAACCACAGAAAAGGUAACUUUUGUUCUUGAUGCCAAAUAUUGCUGAGAGGUAGUACUGGACUUUCUACAUGAGUUCCAAAAUGAAAUAAUUUUAGGCCACGCCCCUUUUCGGAGAUAUUGUCAACUAAAGUUGUCUUUCAAUUGUGAUAGGGAAGAUAUAAUCCUAUGCAAGUGAAGUAUUACUACCAAAACGAUUUUGUACAUAGAUCUGAUGAUAUCACCAGUUAAUGAAUUAAGCUACGCCUCUAAUACAUUCUGAUAAGUUUAGAUACGUUCCCUUCAUUAAGUGGACGUAUAUGAAUUUCAUGCGGAAUAUUAAUCAAAUGCAGAAAAUGAAAAGAAGAUAAAUUACACUAACAUUUUUCACUCUGAUUUGCAUUUUUAAUUACUAUGAAAAAGUAGGCGUGGCUUCCGAGGGGGCGUUGCAACAUAGAUUACUUCCAUUUCUCUUUCCCCUUAUCAAGUUUCAGCAAUCUUAAGAGCCAAUGGACAAGUAUUAGGGGAUUCUAUGUGGAAAUAGUUUAAAAAGUGGGCGUGACUUUCUAGAGGGCGUGAUUAUAUGAAUUGUUUGGAAUAUUAUGCUAGAAGUUGUGACGGCAUCAAUUGUUUCAGUCUGCUUUAGCUUCCAAGAAGCUUAAGGAAUUGAGGAUAAAAAUCCAAGCUUUGGCUGUCAACUAUGUAGUACAUAAAUGGGCGUGGCUUGCAAUGCUUAGAAUGUACAAAUUCUAAAAGGACUACAUUAAAUAAUUUACUAUUCCCAAAAAAUGGUAAAAAUGUCAUACACUUUUAAUUUUUUAAAUAGGCUUUUAAAGUCGGUUGACUAAAUGAUUUUGGGGACCGAAACUUCAAACCACGCCCACAGAUUACUUUGUGUCCCUGUAGCCGAUCGGCCGCAAAGUUUCACAGUAACAGAAAAUUCCCUGGAAUUUGUCUUCUAUUUUUCCGCAAGAGUUUCCGUGGAAAUAAACGCUAAUAUUCCGCUUGGAAUUCUGCGGAGUUAUCAGUUUUUUUUUCGCGUGGAUUUCCUGGAAAAAAGGUCCGAGGAAUUUUCUUGCAACAUAUCUGAGAGCAUUACCUGGAAAUUGAUUCAAAAUUUCCUUUGAAUAUUCCGAAUAUAUUUUCUGAUAUCUUUCCGACUAAGACUCCGUGGAAGUAAGCGCGAAAAUGCUGCAAUUAUUUUUCGCCCUAACGCUAUAAUUCUUGCGAGCUAGACAUACUCAAAUGAACGAUAUACAGUGCUGUCUCUUUAUAUGCACACUCUCUAUAUGCACAGCUUUUGUGUCGGUUGCAUUCAAAAUCAAUUUGUUUACAUUUUGACAAAGUAAUAAAGAAAAUUAUUUUCUUCGUAACUAAUUUUUCUUGUUUUUAAUUUUCUUAAUUUUAUUUUUUCUGUCUCAUAUUAUAUUUAAAAUAACACGGAAAAGUCUAGAACAAUAAAAAAAUGAUAAUUUAUUAAAAGAAAGAAAAAAACCGUUGGGAAUUUCAAAAAAAGUUGUGCAUAUUCAGAGAGAGAACUGUCAAAAAAAGUACCCAAACUGUGCAUAUAGCGAGACAGCACUGUAAUAGCAAUAUUUUCAAUUCAAAAGUAGAACAAUUGAGUGUUCGUCUGAUAGAUGAACACUCUCCAAGUUCUAAGCUGCCAAUUGGCACUGAUCGUCCAUAUUUGUGGAUGUUUUUUUCUGGAAAUUCUCUAUGAAAGUUCCACGAAAUUUUUGAUCAAUUUUUGGAAUUAUUUUGAAGAAAAAUAUAUUAAAAAAUCCACUGGAAAAGUCCUGGAAAUCCAUAAUAUUGAACCAUGGAAGCCUCUAAGGCCGUUGAAUGGAAAUUUCCACGGAGAAUUUCGUGGAAAUAAAGAGGAUUUUUCCAAAUUUGUAAAGGGCUGACUGCCGAUUAUACGCUAAUAAUCCAUAGGAAAAGCCAUGGAAAUAUUCGUCAGAGAAAAGUCCAUGGAAACUCGCGGACAUUUCUUAUCCGACGGUCCUAUACAGAGUUCCGCAAACGUCCAUGGAACGCUGGGAAGAAAUUUAGCGUCAAAUAUUCCAUCUCGGAAGCCUACGCGUAUUUUGAGCGGUAAAAUCCAGGGAAUUCUACGCGGAUUUUUAGCGGUAAAAUCAGCGGACAUGGCAGAAAAGGAUGCUGGAAAUCCAGUGGAAUCGCUGCGGCCGUUGGCUAUAGGGUGGUUUGCCAACGGUCCUUUAAGGAAUCGAGCCUCUUGCACUGACCUGCACCAGUCCUGAUGACUCUCUCUCAGCUCGUUCCAGAAACGUAGCGAGGUCGUUUCGUAUCAAUAUUGCUUUUGCGGGGAGAGAUUGAUAGCCCUACGCCCAAUCCUCUCUAGAAGGACCUGAUUCCUUGUUCGUUAGGUGCAGGUUCGCGACUUCCCACUGGGAUUGGUUACUCAAUCUUCCAUCACUCACCUCAGUGCACCGGGACCUAUCAGGUAUCUAGCCUGCUUGGAGGUGAACAUAGUAGGGGUACCGUAGUAGGUGAAGAGGCUAUGUGUCGUAUUACCCUUCCAUUUAGACCCCAUUUAGGGAUUUGUAAGGGAAUUCUGUAACGAUAUGACAAUGUCACAUGAUAAAUUUUCGUAGUAAAUUAUGUAGCAGGACAACAUUAAAGUCCAGUUAGCGUCGAAUAGCCAUUGCAAGGAGCUCUCUGAAGCUCUUAGUAACCAGUAAGAAUACGAUUUUCAAUUAACUUUUCAGAAUUUAUAAUAUAAAAAAUUCUCAAAUUUGUCAUAUGACAUUGUCAUACUGUUACAGAAUUCCCCUACUGGUCUUUCUAGAGGACUAACAACUCAUCCUCGUAAAAGCAAGGUUGUUACGAAAACUCACAAAGAGCCUCGGUUAGGACGGACUUUACGGUAACGACCUAUGCUACGUUUUGGGCAUUAAAAUUCUAAGCACUGAAAAGCCUUCUCAAAAGAGUCGUAGUCCUAAUUAAUAAGAUACAUUAACCUCUAAUUAAACAGUAGCAAUUUUAAAAGAGCUACAACUUAAAUUGACAAUAUUACUGAAAGGGGCGUGGCUUAAAAUAACUUUUGGGUGGAGCUUACUUAGGAAGUCCAGUGUUCUCUCUUCGAAAUAUGGAAUUUUUCAAAAAAGUUAUGCUCUUCUGUAGGGGUCUCCCAACACAUACAAUUAGCUUCUUUUCUCGCUUUAUAAGCAUUCAACAUUAAUAGUGGCCAAUCAUCUGGAAUAAGAAGUUCUAGCUGCGAGAUCAUUUAAAAUAGACAAAUUUUCUAUUAUUCCCACAAUUAUUUCUCUUUUUUCACAAAUUGCUUACGCGGUAUCAUGUAGCGAUUAUUUUUCUUUUGAAUCUCUCAAAGUGAAUUUAUGAUAAUGGCUUCUUUUUUUUUAAAUGCACAAAACACUUCUCUUUUCUUCAUAUGCUAUCUAUUGAUGUUUACGUUAGUAGCUGCGGUGGAACAACUUUUUGGAGAGCUGAAAGAAAGCAAGAGAAUCAAAACUAUUAAAUGUAGAGUUGGAGAUGAAAUCUGCAGAAAAAAAAUGCGAUGGAAUAAUUAUAACCAUAUUAAAACCUUUUUGUACAAUUUCAAGCUGAAGUCUUGUAAGAAACUUUUGGAACAAAUGAAAAAAAAACAAAAGCAAAAAGAUAAAAUAAAUAAAGUACAUUUUAAGUGAAAUAAAA